This is a messenger RNA of Ostertagia ostertagi, 822 nucleotides long. The record is from the annotation of a GenBank genome assembly. Lineage: Eukaryota; Metazoa; Nematoda; Chromadorea; Rhabditida; Trichostrongylidae.
AUGUUCGAGACCUGCGACGUGUUCAUCUUCACGCUGGGGCUGACCGAGACGUGGUUCCACGCCGAGCGCGGCCACACCUACCCGGUCUGCCCCGGCACCGCCAAGGGCCGCUACGACGCCACCCAGCAUCAGUUCCGCAAUCUCACGCAGGCGGAAGUCCUGACCGACCUGAAGCGCCUCGUGGCCCUCGUGCGCGAGGUGAACCCGGGCGUGCGCUUCAUCCUCACCGUGUCGCCGGUGCCGCUGGUGGCGACCUACUCCGGCCAGCAUGUGCUGCUGGCCUCCAGCUACUCCAAGUGCACGCUGCGCUCGGCCUGCGGCGAACUGGCCGCGGCGGACGACGGCGUGCUGUACUUCCCGUCGUUCGAGAUCGUCAGCCAUCUGGCGUCGUUCGGGCAGUACCUCCAGGGCGACCUGCGCGAGCGGCCGCGCCCGACCUCGCCCGGAUCCUGCAAACCGAAUGCGAAGAACUCUUCAACGACCGUCCGGCCGGCUGAGCUGCAGUGCCUUUUCGAUGCCGGCGCGGUCGAAGCCGAUGACGCGCUGGCCGCGCACGACGAGUGUCGGCGUGCCGCGGGCGCCGAGGGCUUCGUAGUCGGCCAGGCAGCGCGCGUCGCGCUCGAUGAAGCAUUCGUCGAACGGGAUGGUCUGUUCGGUCAUCCAGCGCCGCGCGGCGGUGCACCAGCCGCAGGUCUCCGACGAGAUCAUGCGGAUGUCGCCCGGUCGCGCCAGCGCCGCCAGCCGUUCACCAUCGCCGCGCUCCACAUGGGAGCGCCAGGCCCAGGACGCCAGGGCAGCCAGCAGCACGACGACGAUCAAUGA